Molecule: messenger RNA, 4526 nt
Organism: Megalobrama amblycephala (Wuchang bream)
Lineage: Eukaryota; Metazoa; Chordata; Actinopteri; Cypriniformes; Xenocyprididae
Product: NACHT, LRR and PYD domains-containing protein 3-like
Exons: 9
Coding region: 135-3527 (1130 amino acids)
Molecular function (GO): protein binding
Source: RefSeq, a predicted model, not a curated record
ACCAAUCACAUUUGGGCUGAUUCUUGUUAUUUGAUCCUUCACAUUCAAGGAAAUCGAAACCAAAAGUAAUUCCUUUUCUGAUAAGACGCUAUUUAAGAUUGCUGUUACCAAAGCUUACAAGUUCAAAUUGGAGAAUGAGUGGCUAUGAGGAGAGAGAGGAGGAGAAUGUUGUUCACUACCAGAACCAGAGAGAAGCAUCUCCAAAGCCCAGCCAUAUAUCUAUGAAGAGUGAUGGAUCCAUGGGAGAACCCCAUAACUUCAAUGAUGGAUCCAUGGGAGAACCCCAUAACUUCAAUGAUGGAUCCAUGGGAGAACCUCAUAACUUCAAUGAUGGAUCCAUAGGAGUACCCCAUAACUUUAGUGAUGAAACAAUGAAUUUUAACCUCAGAGAUGAUCAGCCUGGAGACCUUCAGGAGAAUUCUCACCAAACAGUAAUUAAUGAACUAGACAAAGUAAAAGAUCUACAUAAAACCAGCAUGAAGAACAAGUAUGAGAGCUUAUUUGAGGGAAUCAAACUUAAAGAGAAUCAAACCCUCCUGAACAGGAUCUAUACACAGCUCUACAUCAUAGAGGGAGAGAGAGAAGGAGUGAAUGAAGAACAUGAGGUUUUACAGAUGGAGAAAACACCCACAACAAAGAACUCACAUAACACUCAAAUCUUCUGCAAUGACAUUUUUAACUCCUUACCUGAGCCAGGAUGUGGUGAGAAAGACAAAAUAAAAGUUGUUCUUACUAAAGGCAUCGCAGGAAUUGGAAAAACCGUCUCUGUGCAGAAGUUUGUUUUGGACUGGGCUGAGGGAAAAGCCAAUCAGGAUAUAGAUUUCAUGUUUGUGCUUCCAUUUCGAGAUCUCAACUUGAUUGGAGAUCAUCAGUACAGUCUUCACAGACUUCUACUGGACUUUCAUUCUGAACUUAAAGAUCUGGACUCAAAGAUUUAUGAGGAGUGUAAAGUUGUGUUCAUCUUUGAUGGUCUGGAUGAAAGCAGAAUGACACUGAUGUUUAAAGACAGUGGGAAAGUUUCUGAUGUGACUGAGACUUCAUCAGUGAGUGUAUUGAUGUCGAACCUCAUGAAAGGAGAACUGCUUCCUUCUGCUCUCAUCUGGAUCACCACCAGACCAGCAGCAGCCAAUCAGAUCCCCUCCAAAUACAUCAACCGUCUGACAGAAAUUCAGGGAUUCAAUGAGCUUCAGAAGGAGGAGUAUUUCAGGAAGAGAAUCAGUGACGAGCAUCAAGCCAGCAGAAUCAUCUCACACAUCAGAAGAGCAAGAAGCCUCCACAUCAUGUGCCAUAUUCCUGUCUUCUGCUGGAUCUCAGCCACUGUGCUUCAAAAGCUCCUGAAAGAAGAUCAGAGAAAAGAAAUCCCUAAAACUCUGACUGAAAUGUACAUUCACUUCCUCCUGAUUCAGAUCAACAAGAAGAAUGAGAAGUAUGAAGAGAGAGAUCCAGAGAAACGCCUGCAGUCCAACAGAGAAGUGAUUGUAAAACUUGCUGAACUGGCUUUAAAACAACUGAUGAAGGGCAAUGUCAUGUUCUAUGAGGAAGACCUGAGAGAGAGUGGCAUAGACGUCACUGAUGCCUCAGUGUAUUCUGGGAUUUGCACUGAGAUCUUUAAGGAGGAAUCUGCGAUUCAUCAGAGGAAAGUCUACUGCUUCAUACAUCUGAGCAUUCAGGAGUUUCUCGCUGCAUUCUAUGUGUUUUACUGCCAUCUGACAAAGAACAUGGAGCCAUUGCAGUUGUUUCUGAAAGAUAAACAUGAGAAGUACAGCUCUAUGAAAAACAUGUCUGCACUACUAUCAUCAGCAGUCGAUAAAACCCUUCAGACUGAAAAUGGACAUCUGGAUCUUUUUCUGCGGUUCCUGCUGGGUGUCUCACUGGAGUCCAGUCAGAAACUCUUACAGGAUCUACUGACACACACAGAGAACAGCACAGAGAGCAUCAGAGAAACCACACAGUACAUUAAAGAUGAACUUAAAGGAAGUUACGGUCUAUCGGCUGACAGAUCCAUUAAUCUGUUCCUCUGUCUGCUGGAAGUGAAUGAUCAGACUCUGUACAGGGAGAUUCAGGAAUUUGUGAAAUCAGACAAACACUCAGAGAAGAAACUCUCUCCUGCUCACUGCUCAGCAAUUGCCUACAUGCUUCAGAUGUUAGAAGAGGUGCUGGAUGAGUUUGACCUCAUGAAAUACAACACAUCUGAUGAGGGUAGAUGGAGACUGAUACCAGCUGUGAUGAACUGCAGAAAAGCCCUACUUGUUGGAUGUGGUCUCUCUGAUCAGUGCUGUGAAAGUUUGUCUUCAGCUCUACAAUCAUCAAGUACCUAUUUGAGAGAGCUGGACCUGAGUAACAAUGACAUCCAGGAUUCAGGAGUGAGGCUGCUCUCCGUUGGACUGAUGAGUUCACAUUGUCAACUGAACAAACUGAGACUGGCAGGUUGUCGAUUGACUACUCAGUGCUGUGAAAGUUUGUCUUCAGCUCUAGAAUCGUCUAACUCACCUCUGAGAGAGUUGGACCUGAGUAACAAUGACCUGCAGGAUUCUGGAGUGAAUCUGCUCUCUACUGGACUGAAGAGUUCAAACUGUCAACUAAACAUACUGAGACUGGCCAUCUGUAAUCUCACUGCUCAGUGCUGUGAAAGUUUGUCUUCAGUUCUACAAUUAUUAAACUCUCAUCUGAGAGAGCUGGACCUGAGUAACAAUGCCUUGAUGGAUUCAGGAGUGAAGCUGCUCUCUUUUGGACUGAAGAUUUUGCAUUGUCAUCUGAACACACUUGGAUUGUCUGGCUGUAUGGUGACAGAAGAAGGCUGUGGUUAUCUGUCUUCAGCUCUGAGUUCAAACCCCUCACACCUGAGAGAGCUGGAUCUGAGCUACAAUUACCCAGGGGAUUCAGGAGUCAAGCUGCUCACUGAUAAACUCAACCAUCCAAAAUACCGACUAGAAAAACUCAAUGUGGAUCAUGGAGGAGAAUUCAGGAUUACAGCAGGACUACCCAAAUAUGCCUGUAAUCUCACACUGGAUCCAAACACAGUAAACAAUGAACUUGUUCUUUUUGAUGAGAACAAAAAGGUGAUAUGUUUGGAAGAGUAUCAGUCAUAUCCUGACCAUCCAGAGAGAUUUGAUGAGUGUCCUCAGGUUCUGUGUAGAGAGGGUCUGUCUGGACGCUGUUACUGGGAGGCUGAAUGGAGAGGAGAGGUUGAUGUAUCAGUGACAUAUAAAGGAAUCAACAGGAAAGGCUGGAGUGACUGUCAGUUUGGACUCAAUGAGUACUCCUGGAGUCUGAACUGCUCUGAUAACAGAUUCACUGUCUGGCACGAUAAAAAGUCAACUGACAUACGUGUCCCAUCAGGCUGCAUUAAAAGAGUUGGAGUGUAUGUGGAUAUGUCAGCCGGUACUCUGUCCUUCUACAGCGUCUCCGACACACACACACUCACACACUUACACACAUUCACCUCCCCAUUUACUGAGUCUCUCUAUGCUGGAUUUUGGGUUUAUCGUCGCAACUCCUCAGUGUCUCUGAGUUUGAAAAGCUUGUAAGCAAAAGCAGAGAUGUUGCACAUAAAUAAAUUAAAUACUUUAUACUUAAUACUUUAUACUAAAUACUUUAUAUUUUUAACACACAAAAACUCACACAAGUUGGGUUUCUGUGUUUUAUGGGGACUUUUCUAUAGACAUGAUUUUUUAUAUUGUACAAACUAUAUAUUUUAUCCCCUAACCCUAAACACAACCCUCUCAGAUGUCUUUUAUUGUAUUAAAACAAAACUUAACUUAGUAUGAUUUAUAAGAUGUUUUUCUCAUGGGGACUAAGGUGUCAUAACAAAAUCAAACAUUUCUAACCUUUUGGGGACAUUUUAUCCCCACAACGUAUGGGGAAUAACUGAAACGCACAUAUAAACUGAAUAAAUAUAUAAUAAUUCCACAUACACACUAGCUACAAUUGUACAUGUAUCUAGAAUUUGUAACAUUUCAAUGUAACAUUCUGAUGCAGUGCUCUUAAUCGUAUGUGUAAAUAUGAGAAUGUUAAAGUACUGAGCAGAACCAAAAAUUAUGAAUAUAUCGUACCACUCCUCAGGUCCUUGCACUGGCUUCCAGUUACAUUUAGAAUUGAUUUUAAGCACUGUUACUUAAGGUUAUGAUGGAAUUUUUUAAUUAAUCAUAACUAACAUUUCUUUUUCCUGGCAGGAAUAACAUUUAUAUGCUUUUGAAACCUAAAUGUCUUCAGACCUUGCAUGGGACUAAGUCAGUGUGUGUCUGAAUCAUGUCUAAAAAUAAGAAAAGUGACACUUAGGGACAGCUAGACAACUAUCUAAAUAUAAUAGCCCCAUGAUAUUGAGUAAUAACGAACUAAUAAACACAUGAUUUGGGCAGAUCUUGCUUUACCUAGUAACAUGAGGGUUUGACAUAAUGAAGAACCAGUCAUAUUGUAGAAUGCUUUACCAUGUUCCGAUCCUAUAUAAACUGUUGUGUUCUUGCUGGUGGGAUUCUCUUUGAUUGAUACGAUGUCCUACGGCCGUGAAUAAAGCUUAUUCUAAGGCA